AUUUGAAGCAGCAUCGCACCGUCGCGGUACUGAUCAUGUAAAUUUGUGGCUGCUAAAAUCGCCAGCCUUUGCUCGAUGACGGGCACGGAGCCAUGAAUAAAAACGCAAGCCCACCUCGGAAGGCCUGCACCGCGGCUUCAGCGGCCUGUUAUGUCCUGACAGCCACUGCACUCGUCGGGUGCGCCUUACUGCUGCUCGCGCCUUUCGAGAGGCGGAAACGGGAGACUGAAUUCGUCCCGCGGUUUCUGGAAUCGUCUCCUCGUGUCGUCGUAGCAUCGAGCAGCCCGUUGGCAGAGCCAAGAAUUGAAUCUUGCUCCUACUAUACGUGCUUCGACGUCUACAGGUGUGGCCACAGGCACGAUCGCGCCACGGUGUACGUCUACCCGAUAUUCAAUUUCGUUGACGAACACGGGAAGGAACUGACUCACCAUGCCUCCCGAGAAUUCAUGGCACUCUUGGAAGCUGUCCAGCAGUCCAGAUUCUACACCUCUGAUCCUUCCAAGGCCUGCCUCUUCAUUCCUUCGCUGGACCUACUGAAUCAAGAUAGCCUCAACCUGAAUGCAGUUUCACAGAUAUUGAACUCUCUGCCACACUGGGACAAUGGCACCAACCACCUGCUCUUCAACAUGCUGCCCGGAAUGUUGCCGAGCUACGAGACGUCGCUCGAAGUCAACACUGCUCAAGCUAUGGUGGCGGGCGGCGGCUUCGAUUCGUGGACUUUCCGCAGGUCCCACGACAUCAGCAUUCCAGUUUUCAAUCCAGCCAUGUAUCAACUCGACCCAUCGCUUGCGAGAAGGUCAGACCGGCCAUGGUUGCUGAUAUCGGCCCAGCCGGGCAUUCACUUCGAAUUCCGCUCUGUGACGGCGUCGUUGGCCAAGACGCACCACGAUGUGUUGAAUCUCACCAGCUGUGGCCGUGCCUCGGGCGGCAACAGCAACAGUUUGCGUUGCCACGGCAACAGACACUACAAAUAUCCAGACAUCCUGACGGAGGGCAAAUUCUGCUUGGUCAUCCGAGCGGCCAGGCUCGGCCAGAUGGCGCUCUCCGAUUCGCUCUCUGCCGGCUGUAUUCCUGUCGUGGUCGCGGAUGAGUACGUGAUGCCUUUCUCGGAGGUGCUCGACUGGAAAAGAGCUGCUGUACGAAUUCGCGAAGAUGAACUGGAAGAUGUUUUUGGCAUUCUGAAGGACUUCUCUGAGGCCAGGAUUUCGGAGAUGAGGUCCCAGGUUUUGCUGUUUUGGGAGCGCUACUUCAGCAGCAUGGAACGAAUCGCCAUGACGACGCUGGAGAUCAUCAAUGACCGCCUGUUUCCGCAUGUUGCCAAGGGUUAUGAAGAUUGGAAUGAUUUGCCGCCUGGGCUUGUGCUGCCAGCCCCUUUCGCGAUUCCGUUUGUGGCCCCACGGAGUCGUGGAUUCACUGCCGUGGUGCUCACCUACGACCGGGUCAACAGCCUCUUCAAGGUCGUCCAGCAGCUGACCCAAGUGCCCAGCCUGGUCAAGGUCGUCGUGGUCUGGAACAACCAACGGAAGUCUCCACCGCCCGCGUCUGCCUGGCCAAAACUGAGCAAGCCACUGAAGGUGAUAAGGACAAAGGCCAAUAAGCUGAGCAACCGCUUCUACCCGUACAAGGACAUUGAGACAGAAGCUGUGCUCGCCAUCGAUGACGACAUCCUGAUGCUCACCUCAGACGAAUUGGAAUUCGGAUUUGAGGUCUGGAGGGAGUUCCCAGACCGAAUAGUUGGUUUCCCGUCUCGUGUUCAUCUAUGGGACAACACCUCUUCCCUCUGGAAGUACGAGUCGGAGUGGACAAAUGACAUUUCCAUGGUGCUUACUGGUGCAGCAUUUUACCACAAGCACUACAGCCACGAGUACUUCGACCGGCUUCCAGCCGACAUCCGGCGCUGGGUCGACGACCGGAUGAACUGCGAGGACAUCGCCAUGAACUUUCUCGUCGCCAACAUCACGGGCAAGGCCCCGAUCAAGGUCGCCCCCCGCAAGAAGUUCAAGUGCCCGGAGUGUGCCCGGCUCGACAACCUCUCUAACGACCUUCAGCACAUGGCGGCCCGCUCAGAGUGCGUCAACAUCUUCACGAAGGCCUUUGGCGGGAUGCCGUUGAAGACUGUAGAGUUUAGGGCUGAUCCCGUGCUCUUCAAGGACAACUUCCCCGAGAAGCUGAAAAGGUUCUCCAACUUGGGCAGCCUAUAAGGCAGUGUGUUAUGCCACUCUUACAAAAAUUUGUUUGGACCAUCUGUGGAGUGUCUACAGACACAUUUCAACGAAGUCUAUCGAGUUUAGGGCCGGUCCUGUGGGCUUCUAAGACAAUUUUUUUUAGAAGCGGACUACAGCCAGACCUUAUUGUAGCAAAGUCAUACGAAAAUGCCUUUGUUAUUCCAGAUAUUAUAUCAGAUUACAUCCCGAUAUUGGCAAGACACAUUUCAGAUAAGCUUUGUUAUAUACGAUAAUUUGUUUUAUCCAUGUUUGUUAUAUCGAGGUUCAGCUGUAUAGGGCAAUGUUCAAUGCCACUCCCUUACAAGAAUGUUUGGACAGUCUGUAGAAAACUAAAACAUUUUUUCUGCAAUGACUAUGGACUGACUAUAGAUAAUAGUCUAUCUACUUCUGGCCUUGUAGUUUGUUUUUCUGAAUAUUGUCAAUAGACUUUCAAUGCAGAACUCUAUGGACUGUCAGCAGGCCAAAGGAAACACACCUUGUGAAAACUUUUAUCUAUACAAACAUCAUAGAUGUUGCACAUAGGAAAGUGUUAUAAGUACAUGCGGAGGCAGGGCAGUCUACGAAAAAGUGGCAGCGUACAUGUAUAUAUAUAUAUAUAGCCCCUGCAAUAAACAAACAGAAUACUUGCCCAGAGGCGGGUCAAACAUGAAAGCAUAGCCAAACAAUCAAUGGUCUUUAUAACAAAUAAUUCAGCUCUUUAACCCUUUAUGACUAUGAUAGCCAUCUGGCAAUGAUGACCACACCUGUACGUAGCCUACAGACUGUCCAAAUUCACUUUUGUAAGAGUAGGCUUGUGAUUUUGGCGCAAGAGCUUACCUGUGACCGAACUCACCCUCCUGGAGGCUGCCAGUUGUCGACCGGCACAUUGCAGGUGCAUGGAAAACCACUACACUGGACAUCACGAGGCACCGUCUGUCACAAGAUCCACGAAAGCAACGGCUUAGGGGCUGUUGUACCCUGCAGUGCGGUUCUCCAACGAUGAUGAAACUGUUCAACUGGAGAUUGGAUUUCCUCUGACGGCAUGCGUGUCUCGUGUGGAUUCGGAGAGCAUUGUAAUGCACCGACACGGCAGAAGGAUUCCAACAGGUGAAAGGAGUGCCACAAAAAAAAAAAAAGGGAAAAUUUGCCCUCUCUUAUGUGGUAGUAGACUACUUCGAGGAAAAGUUAGCUUGCUUACUUGAACAGCAAACGUUGCAGUUGGGGUAGAAUUUGCCUGUGCGUGUGUGUGACAAUUUGAUGUGUUACAACUGUUCGGUUCUGAGGCAUAGGUGAUGUCAAAACUUCACCAAGCAGCUUCUGGCUCCAACACAUCAUGCAAAGCUGUGGCAUCUAAAGUGAAAAGCUACUACAGACCUUGUUAAACUGUUUACAUUAUGAUGUAGCGCUUCCAGAUGGACAGCUGCUGUUGGGAAAAAUUAAUAUGUGCAAGAGCACAGCAAGAACCAAGAAAUCCAGCUCUGUUCUUCGAACAGCAAACUUUGUAGUUGAGGUAAAGUUUGCCUGGGAAUCGAACACAGCUUAGACUGCUUCCAGUCAUUGCUUAAUUUGGUGUCACACUGCAACCACACCUAGCUAAUUCAGAUGGUGAAAGCAGCCUAUCCAGUCUGGCCGUGAUCUCGAGCUUGAUAGCUAGAACGGUGCACAUUUCUCCUCACCUGCAAAGUUUGUUUGCUGUUUAAGGAACUGAAUUGCAUUCAGCAGCACUUGGUUCUUCAUUCGAGAAACAUGUAGCUGAACACAGAGGCACGAAAGAUGACUAGUUUUAUUUUGCAGCUCACAACUAGUUUAUUUCGAAGUACGAGGCAACAUGUAGUGGCAGGACAAGCAUGUGCUUAUCUAACAGUAGCCUGUUAUCCAACAACGACAUCGUGAUUUGUUGGCAAAAAAAGAUUAAUUUGAUAAGAAAGUAGCAAUGCAGGCAUAUCACCGAUACAAGCAAUGCUUUGUCUCUUUAUGCGACAUGCUUCGAGCUACUUGUGGGCUGUCAUAUCUUUGCAUCUACCCAGUAUUUUUAUCUCAUGCGGUCCUGGUUCGCAUACACAUGCAUGUGCUGCCAGAUAGGCGCCAUCCUUGUUUUUAAGAGAACAUGGUGCUCUUAUGCAUGAUCAAUCUUGAGACUGGACUUGUGUUUGCCUCUUUUAAGCUACGUUUUUCUGCAACUGCUUGCCUUUGCAGUAACCUGUUAUAGUUAAUUGGUAAGCAAGUUGUCCUAAAAUGUGUGGCAUCGCGUGACCCGUUGCCUAAAGUAUUAUGCUUCAUGGCACGUGCAAUCACCUGUACAGUGUCAUCUAUUUCAGUGUGUAUGACUAGGAAUUUGUAGGAAUUCCAUCCCUGACUGAACUGGACAGCUGUAAAACCUUGAAAGCAAUCAUAGUUACAAAAGAACUGUCAUUCCUGUGAUAACCACCUGAUGCUAGUUAUCACUUCUAGCUUUGUGGAUUUGUGUGCGUGUGUGUCAUACUGCAUACAUUAAUUUUGUUCUCUUCUGUGAAACAGCUGUCAUCUUAACCGGUGAACAAGGCUUGGGGCAGCUCAUUGAACUCACUGGGCCAGUUCUAGCCUUCUUUUGUGUAGACAUCGAGUGGAAAGAAAAAAAUGUUUGGCAGCUUGUGCAUGUCGGACAGAUGAAAUCUGCUGGCUUUAGAAGGCCGUAAGCGAAAAGGCAUUAGCCGCCCCAGUGAGAAAACCAGAAAAGCAGCGAUAUUUUUUGUUGACUUGGCAGCUUUAUGAUCAAGUGCAAAUGCUACUGUGUUCUGUGGUUCACAGGCUUUGUGCGGGUUUCUGCGAGUUUGAAGUGGGCAGUAUACUUAAAAAAACCUUUUGCUGGUUCUUAAGUGUCAUUUGUUAUGACAGUUAAUUCACUGCACUUUACUUAUCUUGCCUAAUACAGUGAAAUGCCACUUGAAUACAUGAUGAAAUGAUGCAGGAGUGAAAAUAUUUUUUUAAGCUUUAUUGACUGAUGUGCACGUGACACUGUUUGAGUGUUUCAUCCAGCUGAAUCUGGCAUAGGUUUGACGUUACGAGCCUAACGGCAGUUUAGCAGGAGAUGUGAAAAUGGAUGUUUGGUCAUGGUUUAGCAGCAUACAUUUUAAAACAGUAUUGCAGUAUUCAUUGUAUGACUCAGUAUAAGAAAAGUGAUUUACCUGACCAUCAGUUCAGCUUUGCUUGACUUCUAAGGGCUUUCUUGUAGCCAUCGCUGUCACUAGUAAGUGCUUGUUUUGUAACUGGCACUUUGUAUUGUCUUUACAAUGUCAUUAUCAGCUUGCUAUUUGCUGCACUUAUUGCCACUACUUACUGCAUCAGCGCUGUCUGCUGAAUCGGCAAGCGUGCAGUGUUAUCUCGGCGCAGGAAUUCAUGUGAUUCCGACAGUUCAGUGCAUUUUUGUGGCGCAUCAGCUGCACCGAUAGGGCUUCACGCCAAACUGAAAGUGUCAUUUCAGUGCUUUAUCUUUUGUGUCGUUCAAGUCGUUGGCAGCAGAGUGGUAUAUCAUGCUAGGACUGCAUGCCUAGCAACUUGUCAACGCUUCUGGAUGAGGAAAAAAAAAAGUGGAGGUCACUUUCGGCAGUUUUUGUACGUGUUGCUGACCUGCUUUUGUCGUGUACUUUGGGAAGCCUUGCACAUCUUAGCCUUUAAUUACCUUUUAUGCAACAAAUUGUGUUCCGGAGUGUUUAAUUUGCAUUUGAAGAGAGGAGGUGCUCCAUAACCGCCCCUGCGAGUUUACUUCACAGAUACUCCGCGUUUAAUCUGGAUGAGUUCUCUCCUUCAAUCUUUUCCAGACUCUCAGACUUUACUGUAGUAUUCAGUGUUGCAUUUGGUGCUGGUUACUGCCGAACAGAAAGGCAACGUUUCUUCCACAGAUGUUGGUCAUUGCAAUCGAUGUGGACAAGGCAGGCAGGUAGUGUCAUGUUGCCUUUCAUAAUAAAGACUAAGGUGUGAUUCCUGAGCUAACACACAAAAUAUGCAAGCUCUGUAGGUGAACUGCCUGUUUAAAAGUGGUCCGUGUCUCAUUUUUAUACUGCAUACUCAUUCUGUUACCAAGGCUAAUCAUUCUUAGCUUACUAUCUGUUUCGUGCUUAGAGCUACAUUUCGUUAUCUCUAUGUGAUCUCUGCCAGUCGUUUUCUUUUUCAACCGUGCAACUCGCAGAAAUGCUCAUUAGCUUCAUAAUUUUGUAUGUUGCUUAGGCUUACGAGACACGUGCAUCACAAUUCCCAGCUGUGAGAGUCAAUUAGUCGCAGCCAUCUUGUCACAGCAUAUCAUGAUGGAGCAAAUGAGUUAUUUUUUUCCUAAGAUGAGCUAAUUAGGUACCAUAGAAAGUGUAGCAGACAUAAGGUAAUCUUCAAUUUUACACUGAAAUACAUAUCUUUGAACAAAUGACAAUUUUCCAACGUGAACAAAUGAGGCUAUUUUUUAAAAAAGCAUGGUGAACUCGUGGGUUACCUGAAAACGCUUGCUUAUGCUACUGAUAAGUGUGCCAUUAAUUAUGUGUGUUCAAAAGAAAGCAUUCCAUAACACUUUGAGAACUCCAUGGUGGUGAACUUCUACGCUAUUGUAUCUUAUCUCAAACGACCUUGAUUACUGUCUUAAAUAUUGUCAUUCUUGUAGGGACGUCAUUUUGCCUGCAAUGAAAUAACUCUGAACACUCGCAAUGUACCUUUUCUUCACAGCUUUCUGUGCCCAAAACACAUUUUGUGUUCUAGAAAAUAGUGAACAUAAUCUGAAUGUUAUGCUUUCUGCGUCAAAAUGUUAAUUUUUUUGAAUCUGAAGCUCACUAGAGUCAAGCAAUGUCAUUUGUUCUCCCUUGAGAGAGGCACCAAAUGGAAAUAUUAAGCCGAGCUAGAUUGAACGCUUCGGCUUCCAUAAUAAUGAAUUCAUCAUUCAUAGUGAGGAAAUAACAAAAAUUGAAAAUUAGAGUGGUGCCACCUAUUUUGGAGCAUGGUACUUCUCAUGUGAUGUCAGCAACGAAGUCUAUGUUGGCAACAAAAUCAUAUAUUGGCACACAAAAAACACUGAUAGACUCAUAGAUGAGUAAUCUAUUGAUCUAACUCAACUUAAUAGUUUCCUUUGGUCCCUCUUUAACUAGUGUUCUAUCAGCCAUUUAGAAACAUCUUUAUUUUAAGAUGUAAUGUGCAAUACAUACUUAAGAAAACCGUUGACUGAAUGUUGCAGGAAUUUCUUGAAGUGAACAUUUUUUCAGCGCUACACAAUGUUCCUUUCUUCGUGCAUUCCAUAUUGUGGAACAAAUUUUCUUUCCUCCUCUACCUUGCAUUUUUAUUACUAGUAAUACAUUUUUAUAGAUCUGUUAUACUAUAGCUACUCAAUUUCACUGCUUGUUGGUUGGCUUGUUUGUGAAGUAGAUAUUUUCUCUGUCAUAGUAAGUCGAACCAUGUUAUACGCAACACAAGGACACGUUCAUUAUAUCAAACAUUCAUUAUGAGCUUACAUGCAUUGCGUUAGCAAAAAAAAAAAGUCGCAAUUGGGUCUAUGUGAAACAAAACGUAGGCAGGAUGCCUGUGACAGGCUGAUCUCAAUGGCCCGUCAGUUUGCUGUACUGACAUGUGGUACACGAGUAACAAUAAAUUACAAAUGCCUUUUGCGCGCUUGUCGAGCAACUGUGCAAGCUAUAUGAUCACACAGGAUCGGCAAUUUGGCUUGCUGUCUACGGACCAGCCAAGCCAAGCCGCUGGCCAAGACAUGCGUGGGCGUCCAGAACGUUACGUUUUAAGUUGGGCUCAGUACUUGACAUUUUUGCCACCAGAAUACAUGUCUUGAGCUGCAAGCGAGCAAAUAUUUGGAUCGGUGUAACCAAUAUUGUUUCCAAUCACGCAUUUUCGUUACAGCAGUCAAAUACUCGUGGAUCUAAAGCAUGGCCUGCUAAAUUGUAGAUUUACUUCAAUAUAUCAGGUCAUUCGUGCUGUCCGUGUUCACUAUAACGAGGUUCGGCUGUAUCCCUUCUGCGUGCUGCGUGUCAUCUCGUUACCAGUCGCUGAGACUACACGCGUGUAUGAAUGAUGACAAAAUGAUGUCGCGAGUGUUAGCGUAGGUGUUGUUUUAGGAAACUUGCCCCACCGACACAUAUCACUGGUGCGUAUGUAAUACUACUUCUCAGCGCUGUGCAAUACGGUUGUUAUAAAGAACGGCAUCAACAAGAUGGUGCUUCCGGAUUGUCAACAGGCUUUGUGCACAAAGCAACCAAAGAAAGUGCUAUGAAGUUGUUAACAUGUUCACAAAUAAAAACAGAGCAUUCUUGUU
This is a messenger RNA of Dermacentor andersoni, 8475 nucleotides long. RefSeq names its product exostosin glycosyltransferase sotv (gene sotv). NCBI's taxonomy places the organism in Eukaryota, Metazoa, Arthropoda, Arachnida, Ixodida, Ixodidae. Gene Ontology annotation, cellular component: membrane. Gene Ontology annotation, molecular function: glycosyltransferase activity. The record is from RefSeq and is a predicted model, not a curated record.